Molecule: messenger RNA, 1310 nt
Organism: Paraphaeosphaeria sporulosa
Lineage: Eukaryota; Fungi; Ascomycota; Dothideomycetes; Pleosporales; Didymosphaeriaceae
Product: NAD(P)-binding protein
Exons: 1
Coding region: 76-1140 (354 amino acids)
Molecular function (GO): nucleotide binding
Source: RefSeq, a predicted model, not a curated record
GCUCCCACUGCUUUUAUUCCAUCGCAUUGAUGAGGAACCAACUCCAAUGAAACUUGCACUCACAAAUAUCACCAAAUGACGGACAUAGAGCUCCCCGUCUUACGCUGGGGCAUUGUUGGAUGCGGCCUCAUCUCUACAUGGUUCGUCAGUGACCUUGUGUUAUCGCGCUCAGAAGCUGCCGCAAACCACACGAUCACUGCCAUCGGUUCUUCCUCCUUGGAGAAGGGCAACAAAUUCGCCUCCAAGAAUUGCCCUUCACAGUCUCCCGCCGUGUACGACUCGUAUUCAGGUGUCUACAAUGAUCCGAAUGUCGACGUUGUCUACAUUGGCACCCCUCACCCUCUGCACCACAAGAAUGUUUUGGAUGCUAUAGCAGCGGGCAAACAUGUUUUAUGCGAAAAGCCGAUGGCGAUGAAUGCGCAAGAAGGACAAGAAAUGGUCGUUGCCGCGCGCAAGAAGGGCGUGUUUUUGAUGGAGGCUGUGUGGACGCGCUUUUUCCCAGUCACCAAAGAGCUGCAGCGUUUGGUGCACGAAGAGAAGGCCAUUGGCGACAUUUCGGUUGCCUGGGUGGAUUUUGGUAUCUACACGCCUAUCCAAAGCAAGGAUCCGGGCUCCAGGACAGCGUCGAAGAAGCUGGGUGCCGGCGCGCUCCUCGACCUUGGGAUCUAUUCGCUGACGUGGGCGUCGCUGAUAUUUGGCACUGCAUCGAGCGCAUCCCCAGAUAUCAGUGCCAACAUGGUGUUCUCUGACCAUGAGGACCCGAACGACAGGGUGGACGAGCAGACUGCGGUCAUACUGCGGUAUCCGGAGCAAAGGGCGCAGGCGAUCUGCACUGCGUCGCUGCUGUACAAGACACCAGAGAUCUUUGCGCGCAUCGAAGGGUCAAAAGGGUCAAUUUCGGUCGGAGGAGUCGCAGCGUCGAAGCCGGGAUUUCUAAUCGUGAAAACAAAGGAUGGCGAGGAGAAGAAGAUCGAUUUCCCUGUUGAAGGGAGGGGAUUUCAUUUCGAGGCAGAUGCUGUUGCUUUAGACAUCCAAGCGGGAAGACUCGAAAACAACACGUGCUCUCUGACUACGACGCAGAGUAUACUGUCCUAUAUGGACAGUAUCAUGGCGGCGUGUGGGCUGUCAUACUCGAAUUGAUAGAGAUAUAUAGAGCAGAUUGCCGACCUCGAGAUACCCUGCCAACGCUUUAGGGCCCAGCGCAUCCUGAGACGGCAUACAUUUCAGCUUGGAAAGGAGAAAUCGAGGAUCGAGUAAUGAGUUCGCUCUCAGGCCCAGGGGGACAGUGAUUGCAAGAGAGGAUGAUGCAA